CUCACCGUGGACGUGGCCGCGCGACAGACCGCCGCCGACGUGGACCAGAAGAUUGCCACGGCGUUGCUGCCCUACACGGACACCACGGGCUUGAAUGCUGCUGUAGCUUUGAGGACCACCCCCGCCGACGUGGACCAAAAGAUAGCAACGGCAUUGUUGACCUACGUGCAGCAAGUGGCCUUGGACGCGGCUUUGGCCAUCAGGGACGGGAGGCUGGAUGCUGCGGAGGCCGCCAUAGCGAGCCUGCAAGCUGCCGGUUACCAAACCGCCGCCCAGGUCUCAAGUGCCAUUGCCACGGCGCUUGUUGGCUACGCCACCGCCGGGGACUUGGCCAACUACGCCACCAGUGCCGACCUCACCGCUGCUGAAACUAGCCUCCAGUCCGCCAUCGAUUCCAUAUUGGCGCAGCUCGCCAUCCUAAGCUCCGCACGCAAACAGACGGCGCAAUCCCUCGUUCCGUACUACACCGGCGCACAAACAGACAGCGCAAUUGCAGCUGCACUCGUUCCGUAUUACACCAGCGCACAAACUGACAGCGCAAUCGCGGUAGCCCUCGUUGCGUACUACACCAGCGCGCAAGUCGACGGCGCAAUCACGGCUGCCCUUGUUCCCUACUACACCAGCGCACAAACUGACAGUGCAAUUGCCGCUGCUCUCGUUCCCUACAGCACGACGGUUCAAAUGGACGCCGCCAUUGCCGCUGCACUGGUGCCAUACUACACCAGCACACAAACCGACAGCGCUAUCGCAACAGCGGUGGGCGGAAUCGACUUGAGCCCUUACUACACAGCUGCACAAACCGACGCCGCCAUUGCAGCAGCCUUGGUGCCCGUGACCCUCUCGAAUGCUCCUGUCUGGGCGGGUAACGCCACCUGGGAGCUGCUCGAGGGCACCAACGUGAUCCGCAAUCUGCACUUCACGGGUCCCCUCGUAGCCAGUCUGCAGAACAACACAGACACGCUGCAGAUCGACUGCCAGUGCUACUCCACCGCCCAGACCUACACCCAGGUCGACAGCAGCAUCAGCGCGGCCUUGGUGCCAUACUGGGACCAGGGUGAAGUCUCGGCCGAAAUUGCCAGCCAGCUGAGCUCCUCCGGCUUCCAGACGCAAGCGGAAGGCGACGCGAGGUACUUUCCGGUCAACGGCAAUGCUGGGGGCGGGGGCAUCAUCCCCAUGGUGCUUGACAACUUCACGCCAAGAAUGAUCCGCGCGCUGCUGCCCCAGGCGCCCCUGGGGGCGAACCUGAUCCUCGGCAACUCCGCCACGGUGCAGCUCACCUGCGACUGCUACUCGAAGGGCGAGAGCGACGGGAGAUACUUCUCCAACACCGACUACGCACCUCUCGACUCCCGGUACCAUGUGGUCAACGGCAACGCCGGCGGUGGAGGCAUCAUUCCUAUGGUACUCGAGAAUUUCACACCAAGAAUGAUAAGGGCACUGCUGCCCCAGGCGCCCCUGGGGGCGAACCUGAUCCUCGGCAACUCCGCCACGGUGCAGCUGACCUGCGACUGCUACUCCAAAGCUGAAAGCGACGCGCGUUACGUUCAGACGGGAGAUCCUGUAGCAGACCCGCUACUGGUCAACGACGUAAGGGCCCCGGGCGGAGCCGACCUGUUGACUUUGCGGGGCGGCAGCCUCGGCAUCGAAUUUGAAGCUGACAGCGGGGCUCCCAUGGCAGAUCUGUCCACGAGCCUGUUCAGCGUCAAAGAUGGCAUCAACGUGCUGACCAGGGGCCGAAUUUUUGCGGACUCAAGCCUGGGCAUCGCCACCGCAGGCUCCUUCCAAGGGGGUACCGUGGAGCCUUUGUUGCCCACGGACCAGUUCCUAAACCUCAAGGCGGGCACCGUUUCGGUGCGGGUCACGGACGCCAGCGACAACAGCCUGUGCACCUUCGCCACUGCUGAAGUGCACACGGUGGCAACCAGGCUGCGCGUGGACGACCAGCUCUACAUCGACGACGUCGUCGGCACUGCCACGGGCCUGAUCACGAACGCCAUCUCCACGCGGGCCCAGGACACGCAAUUGUCCAUCACCGGCGGGUCCGGUGGCACGGUGGUGAACGGCGACUUGGAUAUACAGGGAACCAUGACCGGAGCCAGCAUUGAACUCAACACAGAGCUUCGGGCUCCAACAGUGCGGGCCAGACCCUCGGACACUUUUCUGACGAUCCGCGGUGGCGCCGCGGGCAUGUACCUGGUGCGGCAGAACGCGGUGGGGGACGUGGAAUUCAAGGUCCUCAACGAAGAUGCUACCACGGGGGAGGCAGCGCUCCGAGUACAGAACGGUUCGGGGUCCAACGGCAGUCUGAGGGCUCUGGAAAGCGGAAGCGAGGUGCAACUUCAAGCCACGAGCCAGACCAUCAGCCUGCAAAAUCAAACUGGGGCCUUCCAGGCGCCCGUUGUGGUGCAGACAAACGGACUGCUGGUGGCCAACUACGGCCUGCAGAACAAUUCUGACUCCAACAUCAAAGCAAACCAGCAGCCCACACCUCUGGCCGAUCUGAAAGCUGUUUUCGACGCUGUGGAAGUGAAAAGCUACACUCGCACAGACAUGCCACAACCCGAGGACCGCAUUGGCUUCAUAGCCCAGGAGAUCCUUGCCUCUGGCACGUCGGGGCCGAAGUUUGCCAGCAUGCAAGAAAACGGGCUUUACGGCCUAGACUACUCUCGGCUGACGUGCGUUCUAUGGGGAGUCUGCAAGCUACUCGAGCAACGCAUUGCUAUUCUUGCCGAUUGCGGGCAGCAAAACUUCCUGGUGCAGACCGGCCUCGACGGCGUCCAUUUCAGAUUGUUCCAGAUCCUCGUGCGCUUGCGUCGCCUGGGCCUACGCGUGAGCGCUCGACUGUACUCCGUGCACACCGGGGAAGCCCAGAUGAAGUCAAAGUGCCCGGGCGGAAACGGCGGGUCCCAGGCAUUACCCACCGAGCCGGUGCCCGAGAAAAGCUCCAGCAUUCGGCGGGUCAUAAUGGUCGUCUAUUUCCAUGACCGGUUCGAGGGCCAGCCACAGCAGAGCAACCAGACCGGCGCAAAGGCAGGAGCUGACGCCGACCCCGGUACUCGGUCAUCGCACAAAAACAUGACUCUCCGACUUGGCGACAUUCAGACAAACCUCAAGGGUGGCAAGUACCUGCCCGCCGAGCCUCCCGUCUGCUGGCACACCACACAGUGGGCCGAAAUCCUCUACGAGCCCAGCGCGUUCAGCAAGGGCGAACCAAACGAGCGAGUGAGCCUGUGCCUGGAGCUCACCGACGAAAUGCGCGGAAGUGUCGAAGCGCUCGAAAAGCAGGUUGUCGGCAAGAAGAUCGAUGGAAAAACCAUGCAAUCCUGCAUCAAGCCCACCCGCAGCAAGAGCCAGUGCUUGAAAUUGAAGAUCAACCUGAGCCGGGCGCGCUUCUGGGACGCCGAUGGCAACAGGCUCAAGGAACCUCCCACCGAGCUGCGAGGUCGCAAGGCCUUGGUGGCGGUGGAAGUGCGUCAGCUCUGGAUCAUGGGGUCGCAGUGCGGGCUUCUGAUGGAGGCCCAUGACCUGAAGUUGCAGGUGGAGCAGCUCUCUGGUGCCGUUCGGCAAGAACCCUCGGAAGCUAAUCUGGUUCAUCUGCUCGACCAGUGGUCUGCAGGAUGGAAGCACAAAGGUAGGUUUCCAGAUGGUGCUUGGACCUCCAUCACCAUUCUUUGCAAUCCGAAAAUCGGCGUCCAUCGAGACAUCCUGAAUAUGAAAGGUCAUCCGAACCAUGCCAUCACUCUCGGUUCAUUCGCCGGCAGUCGCAUGUGGGUCGAAGACGACGCUGGCAAAUCCCCCGCGCAAGUCGUGCUCCGAAAGAAGAUCCGCUCCCUCAUCGGCACGUGGCACGACAUCCACGACAAACCCAGCACUUUCGACGCAAGACGGUUCCAUCAGCUCGAACCGCUUGCACCCUGCAAGCUUUCAAACACGUUUCGGAUGAACUUGCAUCCCGCUUGGACCGUCUUGGAUUUCCAUCUCCAUCAGUUUGCCGGACGCCUGUAG
Messenger RNA from Symbiodinium necroappetens, 4005 nucleotides. NCBI's taxonomy places the organism in Eukaryota, Dinophyceae, Suessiales, Symbiodiniaceae. The record is from the annotation of a GenBank genome assembly.